This is a messenger RNA of Scatophagus argus, 2291 nucleotides long. RefSeq names its product thymidine phosphorylase. Gene Ontology annotation, molecular function: 1,4-alpha-oligoglucan phosphorylase activity; pyrimidine-nucleoside phosphorylase activity. The record is from RefSeq and is a predicted model, not a curated record. The coding region runs from base 210 to 1574 and encodes 454 amino acids. Lineage: Eukaryota; Metazoa; Chordata; Actinopteri; Scatophagidae. The transcript is spliced from 10 exons. Gene Ontology annotation, cellular component: cytosol. Gene Ontology annotation, biological process: pyrimidine nucleobase metabolic process; pyrimidine nucleoside metabolic process.
ACACACACACACACACGCUCUGCAGCAGCAGGUGAACCUGACCGGGGAGUCGAACAGGAUUUGGGGUUAAACCUGAGCUGAAACCUUAUUGGCUGUUUAUCACCUCCUCCUCCCUGCUCUCCGAUUGGCCGGUGGACUGUUGACCUGAGGCCGUUUUCAGAUGAGCUGCAGAGUCAACGGCACUUCACUGAUCACCAGCCAAGGCUGACAUGCUGUCCAUCCCAGAACUGAUCAAGAAGAAGAAGGACGGAGGAGCACUGAGUGAUGAAGACAUCAAAACCUUCAUCCACACUGUGACCAACAAAACCAUCCAGGAGGCCCAGAUCGGCGCCAUGUUGAUGGCGAUCUGGCAGAAGGGAAUGAUGGACACGGAGAUCGAGACCCUGACCAGGGAGAUGAUGUCAUCGGGGAAAGUGAUGUCAUGGCCGAAGGAGUGGGCGGGGCUGGUAGUUGACAAACACUCGACAGGAGGGGUGGGAGAUAAAGUCAGCUUGGUGCUGGCGCCUGCACUCGCCGCCUGCGGCUGUAAGGUGCCUAUGAUCAGUGGGCGGGGCUUGGCUCACACAGGAGGAACCCUGGACAAACUGGAAUCCAUUCCUGGAUUCAACAUCCACCAAUCAGCAGCUCAGAUUCUGGACAUCCUGGCCUCGGUGGGCUGUUGCAUUGUGGGUCAGACGGAGGCGUUGGUUCCUGCAGAUCGGGUCCUGUACGCCCUGCGGGACGCCACCAGCACCGUGGACAGCCUGCCGCUGAUCACCGGUUCCAUCAUCUCAAAGAAAGGCGCUGAGUCGCUGUCCGCGCUGGUGCUGGACGUCAAGUUUGGACGAGCUGCUCUCUACAAAGACCUGCGCAGCGCCAAAGAACUGGCACAGUCACUCGUGGCUGUCGGAAACCGUCUGGGCAUGCGCACGGGGGCGGUGCUCAGCCGUAUGGACUCCACGAUCGGUCGCUGUGUGGGCAACAGCGUGGAGGUGAUCGAGUCUGUGGAGACCCUGAAGGGGAGGGGACCCGAAGACCUGAUGGAGCUGGUCAUGACUCUGGGCGGUUUGCUGCUGCUGAUGACUGGACUGGUGUCCGACCUAUCAGAAGGCAGACGACAGAUUUCUGAUGCUGUGAUUGGUGGAGCCGCUCUGUCCAAGUUCCAGGCCAUGAUGGAGGCUCAGGGUGUGGCCAGUGAGACGGCUCGGUCGCUGUGCUCCGCCCACACAGACUACUACAGCAUCCUGAGAAAAGCUAAGCAUCAGAUCCAACUGGAGACGCCUGCAGAGGGUGUCGUCCUGGAUGUCGACGGUUUGGUUUUAGCUGAAGUUCUUCAUAAACUGGGGGCGGGACGAUGUAAGGCCGGAGAAGCUGUCAAUCACAGCGUGGGGGCGGAGCUACUGGUGUCCCUGGGUCAGAGGGUCAAGAAAGGCGUCUCCUGGUUGCGGGUCCACCAUGAGGAUCCGGCUCCGACUCCAGACCAGAUCAGUCGACUGCAGAGCGCUCUGACUGUGGGAGCACACGAACACACACAAACACAAGAAAAACCGACUUUGGUGGAGGAACUACUGCUACCUCAUCAACACACGUCCUAACUCUGUUAUUUAUUAACACAUAAACACAAACAGUAACACCCUGGUGAGUAGCAUCAUGUGACCUAAGCCCCGCCCCCUCAGUUAUUGUUGCUAACAGUGACGGGUUUACCAUCUAAAAUACCUCUCACAGCUUCUCCACGUGAGCAGUUAAUUGUCGAGUUUGCUGUACAAUCAUCACAAAUACGUGAUGUAUCCAAGUCCUGCAUUCAAAACAUAUGUGAAGUACCUGAAGUAGAAGUACUCAUGAUGCAGAAUGACACAUUUCAUAGUGUUGGAUGUCAUCAAUGUGUUCAUCACCUUAAUGUUGAAUCUGGUGAAGGUGGAGCUGAUUUUGUUCCUGAUUUUGAUUACUCCUGGUGGCUUUUAAAUGUGACAAACUACUCAGGAAAUAUAAGAAAAUAACUGAUAAGUGAUUAACACAUUAAUGUAUUUAUAGUAUACAUUAUCCUGAAAUACACCUCUCUGCAUACUGAGUACUUUUACUUUUAGUACUUUUAGUAUCUUUUGAUGCUGGUGCUUCUACUUUAUUGCUUACUUUUGUUACAUUCUUUUACUUGCUUUCACUUUUACUUUAAAAAUUCAAUCCUUGACUUUUUUACUUUGGGGAGUAUUUCUACACUGUGGUACUGCGAUGUUUACUUAAUUACAAGAUGUGAGUAUUUCUGUUCUGCUUCCUGCUGAGACGAAUAAAAAGCUUCCUGCAUUGGCGGUUGGUCC